Molecule: messenger RNA, 2424 nt
Organism: Plasmodium gonderi
Lineage: Eukaryota; Apicomplexa; Aconoidasida; Haemosporida; Plasmodiidae
Product: ABC transporter
Exons: 3
Coding region: 1-2424 (807 amino acids)
Biological process (GO): transmembrane transport
Cellular component (GO): membrane
Molecular function (GO): ATP hydrolysis activity; ABC-type transporter activity; ATP binding
Source: RefSeq, a predicted model, not a curated record
AUGUGGAAAUAUCCCAUCUUGUUCUUCCUCUUUGUGGUUCUCUUACCAAUAAUGAACAAAAAAAUUAAUGCAAAAAGAAAUGGCAUAGUAAAAAAGAAUAUAAUAAAUGGUUACGACAACAUUGUAAGGAAGAAGAAAUGCUAUGGAGUUGUAUACAAAAAUGGAAAAGGAAGACGAAACAAUUUUAUGAACAAGUUGUUGUAUGUAUAUAAGAAUAAUGGGGAUAAGCUCACUAGAGUGUUGUGUACCAGAUCAACAAAAAUGCUGUUUCUAAAGAGCUAUUGGAGUUUAAAUUUUAUAUUAUGUAAAUUUAAAAAAUGGAGAAAAACAAAAUUUGUCAUGUCAGAUUGUAACUCCAAAAAGGUAACAAUGAGUGAUGGAAAUCUUUUUGCUAACAUGAGUGUACAUUCCAAAGGUACCACCGUUCUAUGUGCUGAGAUAAGGGGAAAUUCAAAGGGUAUGUGUGAAGAGAGAGAAAUUCCAGGGAAUGCAAUAAAUAAAUUUUUUUUUUUUUUUUUUAAAAGAGUAAGAAAUGGAAUUCAGAAAUGUGUAAAGGAUUUAAACAAGUUUGUAGAAGAAGACAACAUGUUGAAUUUUUUAUGGAUACAUAAAAAUGUUUUAUGUAAAAAAAAUAUAUUAUUUCUAACACUCUUUGUGAUGAUCCAUAGUGCAAUUAUUAGUAUUAUAAUACCACGUUGCGAUAAUUUUAUAUUUCAUAAUUUGGCAAAUAGGAAAUUUGAAAAUUUUUUUUACCUCUUACUGAAUUGUAUUUUAGUUCGCGUAAUAAAUAUGUGUCUAUGUGGAUUGAGGAAUUACAUUUUUAUGGUUACAAGUGCAGACUCUUUAAAAACAGUAAAAAAGGUAUUAUUCGAAAUAUAUAUAAAAAAAGAGAAUGAAUAUUAUGAUCAAGUCGAUCAUAGCAUAAUCAUAAAUAAGUUAACAUUGGAAGCCCACGAUUUUGCAGACAUAAUCCCUUACUAUAUAAAUCCAUUUAUAAGGAAUUUUUUUUCCAUUAUUUUUAAUUUCGCAUAUAUUUUUUAUUUAAAUUACAAGUUAUCUAUAGUUAUUUUGGGUUGCUUUUUCAUUUCGUCUGUCCUUACUAUGAUUUCAACAAAAAUGAAAAAGAAAAGAAUAAAAUCAAUCAAUAGGGAAAAAGCAAGAAAUACGAAAAUUUCACUUGAAGCAUUGAACAAUAUAAAUAUCAUAAAAUUAUUUAGUACAGAAUUACAUGAAUAUAAUAAAUAUUCAGAAUCAUUAAGUGAUAUUUUAAAUUUGCAAAAGAAGAAGGAGCAAUUUAAUCUCUUUCACAUGGUGGUUAACAAGCUUUUUGUAUUCAUAACGUAUAUACUUAUUCUCCUCAAGGGUGAUGUACUUUUAAGAAGCAAAGAAAUUGACAGGAAUACCUUUACUUCCUUUUUCUUUUAUAUUAACAAUAUUUAUUCCUACAUAGAUAUACUGGACUAUUACAUAGAUAUAUGUGACAUAGUGAAUCAGUACCAUAGUAUAAUUCGAUUGAUUCGCAAUCAUGUACAAAGCUCUAUUGAACGAAGUUCAGAAGAUAUUGUUAUUCAAUCUUGUAGAAAUAUUUCUGACAAGGAAGAUAAUUCUUCAAAAGGAGUUGUUAAUAAUGAGAUUCCAUCCCUUAGACCUUGCAUUAACAACAUUUCAAAGCGUGAACAUGAAAAGGAUAAGACUAUGGGGAUACAUUUCGACCGAACAGAUAGUAGCGAAAAGAAUGUGGUGUUACAUUUGAAGAAUGUUUACUUCAAAUACAGAAAUACCAACAAUUACGUUUUGAAAAAUCUCAAUUUGAAAAUUUUAAAAAAUACAAAUAAUGUCAUAUUAGGGAAAAGUGGAGGAGGGAAAUCAACCCUUCUAAAAUUGAUCUUAAAUUUGUAUAAAUCGUCAAGGGGGAAAAUUUACCUAUACAACAAACCUAUCUGCAGUUAUACGAAUCGUGAAAUUAUGAAUAAAAUAUCAUAUGUUCAACAGGAUUCUAAAUUACUCAAAGGAACUAUAAAAGAAAACCUCACAUAUGGAAUUACUGACGAUAGUAACAAUUUUGAUAUGCUCGAUCUAGUUAAUAUAUCUAAGUGUUGCACUUGUCAUGAGUUCAUUAGCAGAUUAAGGAAAAGAUAUGAAACAUUCGUUUCGAAUAAAACUGAAUUAUUAACAUCAUCUCAGAAGCAGAAAAUGUGCAUAGCUAGGGCAUUAUCUAGGUAUCCCAAGAUCCUGCUACUGGACGAAUCCACCUCAUCGUUGAACAAAGACAACGAAAGAAUCAUCUUUCAAAACAUUAAACGGAACCCACUUUUCAAAAAUUUAACGAUAAUACGUAUAACACAUAAGAAGGCCAACUUAGAUUUAUCUGAUAAUAUUUUCCUUCUCAAUGAGGGGUAUAUAACCAGGCAAAAAUAUGUUUAA